Molecule: messenger RNA, 1123 nt
Organism: Micropterus salmoides (largemouth bass)
Lineage: Eukaryota; Metazoa; Chordata; Actinopteri; Centrarchiformes; Centrarchidae
Product: cathepsin A-like
Biological process (GO): proteolysis
Molecular function (GO): serine-type carboxypeptidase activity
Source: RefSeq, a predicted model, not a curated record
UGAUGAAGUUGGAGCGCAGUACACCACCUUGUACCCAACAGUGAAGGAUGUGUAUCUAAAACUGCUCUCUCUGGGCCUGCGGGCGCUCGUCUACAACGGGGACACUGACAUGGCCUGCAACUUCCUGGGAGACCAGUGGUUUGUGGAAGACCUCGGCCUGCAAGCAACCACUAAGUACCAAACAUGGCUUCAUGAUGACCAGAUUGCUGGUUUCUACCAACAGUUUGGAAACAUCACUUUCCUGACGGUCAAGGGUGCAGGUCACAUGGUUCCCCAGUGGGCUCCAGGUCCAGCUUUCCACAUGUUCCAGUCUUUCAUAACAAAUGGCUUCUAUUGAGACUGCAGUAUGUAAAAUACCUGCACUCAUUUGUCACUUGUUAGAUGGUAUAUUUUUCUCAGGGAAGAUGAAGCGAAAGGACUAUUAGGGCACUUAUUCUUGUCGACUAUGUUGUUGUGUUCAGUAUUCGUAGAGGGACACAUUUGUUGUUUGCUUUGCUUUGCCAUCCCACUGGUUUUAAAAUUAAGCAAUUCUAUUGUUGACUUCCAGCUUUGAGGCAGCUUACAUCUGUAUUGGGCUAAUUGUGUAGGAAGUGCAACCCUUUUUUAAGGGUCUCUGAAUUUUUUGACACAUUAACAAAUGUGUAUUUAAAUAAUUAUUAGUAUUUGGUUACCAGCCAGCUUCACUUCUUGUUCAUUUUGGGGAUUUGUGCCUUCAGUCUGGUCUUCAUUAAGUGAAAAGCACCUGCUCAGUUCUGCUUAGCCCACUCAUUGAUGGUCUUGUUAGAUUGUCCAGAAACUAGGGGACUACAUAUGGAUGCAUAAAAGGGUACAAGUCCUUUACUAUUCACCCAGGCUGAAUGUUUAAAAAGUCAACGCUUAGACUUCAGUUUAAUGUCAUAUCUAAUGUGCUGAUUUAAAAGACAUGACAGAAGUUGUCCUUCUCCAGAUACGCUUUUUUUCUGUGGCAGUGAUGUCAAGCUGAAUCUUUGUGUUUUACAGUUUUCAUUGAAGUAAAUGAAGUGAUACAACUGAACUUAAAUGGCAUUGCUCAAACCGUGUUGUUCAAAACUGCAGCUCCACUUUUAUUUAUUUUUUUUAAAUAAAUGUUUUGAACUGCCAGUGA